AUGAUGCGAGAGUUAUUGUACUCUCUUGUGGCGCUGAGCGCUGUGGCUGUGACAUUCCUCGUCCUAGUCACAAGGUUUGCCUUGGUAGAAACCACUCUUUGCUCCCUUCUGUCCCGAGCGUUGAGGGGUCCCAGCUUUGAACAGACCCAGUCAAAUGCACAGAAGUGCCGCGUGGAACGACGUAAACAAGGCGUCCACGUUUAUAACGUGCGCCUGGCCAAAGCAGCUCUUCAACAGGCCUGUUGUGGCACAUUCCAUUUAUCAGAGCUCUAUGUGGCGUACAUCGAGCUUGUGGACGCUGAGGAACAGCAGCUGGCUGAGCAGAAGUUGGAGAGGCAGCUGCGCGCUGAGAAGCUGGCGACAGUGGAGGAUCUUCUUUGGAACACGUGGUGCUUCAGCCACAGGGCUCUGGCGCGGUUCUGCCACCGCGCACUUGUCAUAUGCACUCAGUGCCUAGAAGUGACGGUGGACGAUCUGCAGCUGGAGGGAGGCGGCGCUGCUACCUGGUGGGACUAUUUGUGCGCGCCAAGCACAGUCACCAGGUUCCUCAUCUACGCGGCGCCGUCCAGCGCGAAGGCUGAGGUGGCGGGCCUCAGCCUGUCCCUGCGCAGCUACGAUGCGCGGCAGCCGUCCCCCUCGCACCCGCAACCCACAGCUGGGUCGGCUGCAUCCAGCGGCCAUGCCACCCCAACCCAUCCCCCCUUCUCGGUCGGGCUGCCUGCCACAGCAGCGGCCACGCACACGUCUGGCCACGCACCGGCCGGCGCGCAGCCGUUCCUGCGGCGCAAGCGGUUUCGUGCAGCUUCAGUUCCUACGCCAGGAGCGGUGUCCAGUGCAUCGGCUUCGGAUGUCCCAGCGCGAGCAGGGCCGCGUGAGCGGGAGCCCCCUGUGGAGGAGCACAUGCUGGUGCAGCAGUGGGGCUUCAGCCUGACUGGCAGCAUGGCCCAGGAGGCCAAGCCCUCCAUGUACACUAACCCCCUUUAUGCAUCCGAGGAGACUUCCACCUCCUCGUACAGCGAUACAGUGGAAGCAUUGGAAGACUUGCGGCACACAGUGUCGUCCAUACCGGAGGCGGACGAAGUUGUAGAGCCGGUGGCAUCCCCAGAGUCAGUGAAGCGGAGAGUGCAGGGAGACACCGGCAACAGUAAAGCCUUUGCAUCCCCAGGUCGCCCGCCAGGCUUGAACGGCUUGGCCGGGCUCGGCAUGGCAGACGGCCACACAGGUUUUGAGAAGCCGUGCAAGGUGCGCGCCGAGCCGGAGGAGUCAUGCAUGGUGGAGGUGGAGCUGCUACUGCGCGCAUUUGUGCCGGUGCUGAGCGCGCAGUCUGCGGCUGUUGCCCUCCGCAUGCUAGAGCGGCUGCAGCAGUACGAGCAGUAUGAGCGGUUCUGGAGAGUGCGGCCGCAGGUGGCGGUGACAGCAAAGCCGCAGGCAUGGUGGCAGCAUGCCGGCCAUGCUCUGAAGCAGGAAUGUCGCACAAUCAGCCGGCGGCAGGCCUCGCUUCACAGCCUGGACGCCCGCCGUGAGAAUCGCCUGCGCUACCAGGCAAGCCUCCGCCUGCCCUCACGAUGGACGGGGAAUGCGCUGUAUGCAAAGAUGAGCGCCAGCCUGGGCAGCUUCCACGAGCCGUCGCGGCGCUGGUGGCAGCAGCGGCGCGUGUCAGCUGCCAGCAAGGCGGAGCGCGCGGGGCUGGCUGCGUUGGAGGCCCGGCUCAGCCUGGAGGAGGUCGCGCACUUCCGAGCCGGCGUCGCAGCCGUGCACAGCCGCCGCCUGGCUGGCAACUACGCCGUCCUGCAGCACGCGAUGGACGCGGUGGAUGCUGUGGUGGGCACCCCCGCCAGGGUGCCCAAGCCGGUGGAGGCAAUGCUGUUCCAGCGGUGCACGCGGGGGCUGGAGAAUGCCAAGGCGUCCCCAGUGACUGUGCGCAUGCGCGUGGCCUGCCCCAAGCUGGGCCUGCAGCUGGCGGUGGGCGAGGAAUGGAUGGCGCUGACGCCGCGCGUGCCGGAAUCGCCCUUCCACACCCUGGAGGCCGCCAUUCGCGACGCGACGCUGGUGUGUGAGUCGAUGGCAGUGGGAGGGCUGGCCACGCUAGACGAGCCCUUGCCGGCGCUGGUCAUGCAGAGCCCCUCCAAGCACUGCAUGCGACUGCUGGCCGUGGCCGACCUCCAUGCGGCCGCCUGCCGCGUGCAGAGCAGCGGGGCCUUCGGCGCCGGCAGCUUCCUCACGCUGCGUGUCGGCCGGCCCUGCGGCGGCCGGGAGACCCCCUGCGACUCCGGCAAGGGCAACAAGGAGUGGUCCCUCGCGCAGCCGCUCGGCAUGCAGGUCGAGGUGGAGGCAGCCGGCAUUGCGGUGCUGCACAACACCGACGUGGUGGUGGCAGCGCUGUCGUUCUGCGGCGAGCUGGACCGCAUCAGGCACAUGCCUUUGGCGUGGCCGGCAGCCUCCGCGCCUGCACAUGCUUCUGCUCACACGCCGAUGGACCCGUUGCAGCCGCAGACGCUGUCGCAGCGCGCGAAGCUGGCCUUCACGCUGCACAAGCUGCCCAUCCGCCGCAAGCUGGCCAUUCCCCUCACCUCCAUCCGGCUCUCCUGCCCGGGCAUUGUGGGCGUGAUCCAGUACCAGCACAAUGUGAGCAACAACCCUGGAGCGUCCAAGAAGGACGUGGGCAGCGGGCCCUCUGGCGCCACUGCACAGCCGGCACCUGGUUCGGAGUAUGAGCUGGUGGCUGCAGUGUCAGGCAUCCGUGCGCAGGUGUACGGAGAGGACUUUCAGGACUUCAUGCACCGCGGCGCCACACAGAGGAGCAGUAUACACUCUUAUAUUGACCUCUUCUGCUACCAGGCCCCAGCCUCCAGGCGGCGGGGUGAUGCGCUGCAGCGGCGGCUGCUGAGUUUCCGGACGGUGGCAGCGCGCAGCCUCUUCCUGCGGCGCGAGUCCUCAGAAGACCUGGGCUCGCAGGAGGCCGCCGACCCAGACAUGCAGGCCAUGGCCCAAGUCUGGGGCCACCCAGAGGACCUCCACCUGUACCCGGGUCCGGAGCUGCAGGAGGAGCACCGGCUGAAGGGGCAGCAGGACAGGCGCGCGAGCUUCGUGUCCAGCGCCAGCGGCGGUGGGGCGCACCGAGCCAGCAGCAGCGGAGGCCCCUCUGCCGAGGAUACCUGCCCUCCCUUCCCCCUGGUGCCUCUGCUCAAGGUGGCGAGCAUGCAUGCAGAGCUAUCGCAGAAGGUAGUCCUGGUCCCCACCGCGCCCACCAGCCUCAACGCCAGCCUGGCCCUUGGAGCCAUCGGCAUCAUGGUGUGGGUGUCGCCGUGGCAAGUGGCGCAUGUGCUGUCCAUCGUGCGCACGCUCCAGGGCGACCUGGCGCCUGCCUGGCAGCCAGCGGCUGCCCGGUCAGCGCCUCGUCAGCGCGCCAGCUCGCGGCCCUCCUUCAUGUCCUCCUCACAUCUCCAUGUCGCCUGCACUCUGGAUGUGCCGCUCAUCUCCGCCAUUGUCAUGGUGUCGAGGGAUGCCAGCAGUGCGGUGGCGGGCACUGAUGGGGCGACCCGCUUCAGGCGGUGGGAGUGGGGGCGCCAGAUCAAGGAGGGGCAGGCAGCACACGCCUGGAGCCGCUUCCUCACCCCUCUCUACGGCAUGCAGGUCAUCGGCCUGCUGGCCAGCGCCACAUAUGCAGGCACGGGGCGGCUGCGCGCGCGGCUGACCAUGGACGGCGUCCUUGUGCGCGACCUGCAGCUGCGCCCUAGCUCCAAGUUCGCGUUCCUGCUGCGACCGCUGCCGGCGCGCGCUGCCCAGCUGGACAGCUACGCCACGUCCUUCCGCCGCCGCAUCCUCCGCGUCAUCGGCACCUCCAAGGCCAAGAAGCGGUGGAACCGGGCGACGCGCAUGAUAGUGCUGCGGCUGCGAGCAAAGCAGCGCAUGUUCUUUGGGAUGAUGCAGUCGGGCGUGAAGGCCGUCAGCUUCCUCAGCAGCGGCGUGCUGGGCCCGCAGCUGUCCCUGGUGUUCACCUUGGCGCCCCCGCAGCUGCCCUCGCGCGGCCACGGACCCCGGCCGCAUGCCGAGCCCGCCGACUUGCAGAUUGAGAUCGGGCAGAUGCUGACUAACCUACGAGUCAGCACCAACAACAUGCUGCUGCCCUUCACUGCGCAGAUCCUUUCCCUGCUGCAGGACACUGGAUUCCACAAGACAAUGGGUGAGGAAAGCAGCGAGGAAGAGGUCAAAAGUCCCAGGCGCAGCGGCGGCAUGGCCUUCCCGGGUUUGAAGAUGCAGCUGGGCAUGGUGGGCCUGGACAUGGUGCUGCUGGUGAUGGGGAGGGAGCUCGUGUCCUUCAAAAUCGUGGACGCGGCGCUCACUGUCGAUGUGACAUCCGCCAGCGAGGCAGAAAACGGUAGCAACCCCAGCGCUGUCACCAUCGGCCUCACUGCAAGGCCGGAGCACAGCAUGGUGCUGCGACCCAACAGCGCUUCGGAGAGCUGCAGCCUGACGCUGGAGUACACGCAGCCGGUCAAGCGCAACCAGCCGCCCUCGCUCAUCAUCGAGAUGGCCAACCCGCGCAUGCUCGUCCUGUUCAGGUUCCUGCAUGACAUCCUGUUCGGAGUCCACAUCAUCACCAAGGGCCUCAAGGGCAGUGCUGGUCUUCUGGAGGAGCCAGGGACUGCCAGGGCCCCUCUCACACCGCAGCCUGUUCAGAAACCUGCUGCUCCAACUGAUGACGAGCAGCUGCUGCCGCUGCAGCUGCUCAUCUUUGUGACGAACCUCAGCGUCCUGCUGCCUGCUAGCUCGAAGUCCAGGCAGGUGCUGGAGUGCGACGCAGACACGCUGAUAGUGGGCGUGCCUGGUUUGGCGCUGCCAGACUCGGCGCUGGCCACGGCGCUUCUGCCCUCCGUGCCUGACAUGGUGGAGGCCAGCCUGCGUGGCAGCCGCCUCGCGCGCAAGGUCGCCCGCCCCGCCCCGCCCCCACCCGAGGGACAGCCUGACAAUGCAGCUGUGAAUGACGGUGGGGAGGGGCAGGAACAUGACGACAGCAAGGAGGAAGACGCUGGGGAUGACGAGCACCUGGAAGUGCACAACUCCGACAGCGUCUUCACGAAGGCCAUGAAAAACUUCUCGCAGUGGGAGGCCCGGGAGGAGCGGCGUCUUCACAAGGACCUGCAGCGCCACCGGAAGGGCGUCCUUUUCCUGGGGGACCCGCCCCCUGACCCUGUGCUGCCCAAUGCCGACGCGGGCGUGCUCCACGUCCCGGAUCAGGCAGUCGCCGCACAGGAGAAGGAAGCCCGCCUUCGCACGCGGCGCAGUGCUUUGCAGCACACACCGUUUGCGGACGUGAAAGGCAAGCGGCGGGCGGGCCCCAGCCGGCUGGCCGGCAGCGGCGCGGGAGGGGAGGGGAAAGAUGUGCUGGCAGGGGUGGAUGUGGCGAAGGCGCCUGGUUUGGCGCUGCCCGGCCGGGUGCCCAGCGCUCCUGCCGAGCUGCCCAGCGGCGUCCGCUGCCACAGCAUGUCAGAGGAGCCGCCGGAGGUGAUGGUGGCCAUUCUGGCUGAUGGCCUGGUUGUGCGCUGCGCCUCUCUCGGCCCAACUGUGGCCGCGCCAUCUCGGCGGCGCACCCGCUUCUGCCCCAACACCGUGGACGUGUUUGCGUGGCCCAUGGACCAGUACGACCUCACCAGCAGAGCGCCGUUCAUCCACCAGGCAAACUACGCGAUGGUGAUGUUUGAGCAGCGCGACGGGGGCCGACCCUACACGCAGCUGCACCUGACAGCGUCCACGUUAGCAGCCGCGUUGAACAACGCAAACUACAGCGCGCUGCUCGGCUUCGCGCAGGGCAACCUGGCCGAGAUGUCCUCGUUUGCGCGCGCGGAGCGCCGGCCGCCGCCGCAGCCGGAGCAGCGCACGACCUUUACCGACUCCUUCUGCUUCGAGCCGCCCGCCGGGGACCGCCCCUCCUUCUACAUGACCGUCUCCGCGCCGGACCUCACGGUUGUGCUGGAGGCGGAGCCAAGGGAGUGGCAAUCAGAGUGCUCCAUGCAGGGCCGUGCGCCGGACCAGCUGCACCCCUUCCUCAAGACCCGCUUUGAGGACGUGGCCAUGGACCUCGCCGUACUGCAGGGGUCGUGCGCGACGCACAUGAGCAUAACAGCCGCCACAGUGAAGGCCGACGACCUGCGCCUGGCCUACUCUGGCGCACUGCGCCACCUGGAAAUAGUCCGCGACGGCGUCUCCGCCUUUGCUGCCGGCAGCGCCUUUCCUGCAAGUGGGGCCGGUGCGGGCAGCGGCGCAUUCUGUGGCAGCGGAGGGGGCGAUAGCGCCUCUGCGGCGACCGGCCCAUCCUGGGAGCGAGUCGCGAGCCGCCUGGGCGCCUCAAAUGUGGCGACCACCCCCCAAAUGGCGCCAGCCGCGGCCGGCCCGGCUCGGCUCGGCAUGGGCGAUCUCCUGCUAGAGCGCUGCACUAGCAUCAGCGCUGCCAAAAAGACCCCGCGCUCCGCGCAGGGCCUCGCAGCAAGCCAGCGUGCGUUGACGCUCGGUGCCUCCGGGUCGCGCAGCCCGCUGCGGCCGCUGCAAGGGACGCCUGCUUCCGCGGAUGGGAGGUCUGCUCACAGCGGCGCUGCCGGGACAUCAAGGCCGCCCAUCGACCCCUCCAGCAGCCAGCAGGGUUUGGCCGCGCGUGCCAAGCGCGCGGCAGCAGCCGCGCCGCCGCAGCCGGCGUACAUGGCAGUGGUGGAGGUGGCAAGCGAGCCGGAGCUGAGCACGGCGUUUCCGCAGGGCGCGCCGGUGGUGCACCUGAUCCGGUCGCCGGCCGUGCUGCAGAAUAAGGAAGCCGCGCACCUGACGCCCGACGAGUGCACCAACAUGCCCCAGGGCGCCACCCUGGAGGUGGCUCUAAGCCUGAUGAAGGAUGGCACGGUGGCAAUACAGGCAGCGCUGGCGCAGGCGCAGCUGCAGUGGCCCUUCCUGCAUGACAUUUCCCUUGUGUCGGCCAUCACCUCUGUCUUUCUGCCGGCCGCCGCGGCCGCCCCCGGCGGAGACGACUUUGCGGCCGCGGCAGCAGCCGGCGCGGUUGCGCGCGCUCUGCAGCCCGGGCCAUGGCUCUACUUCAACCUGCUCCUUGUCAACUCGGCGCUGUUCACACCCGUGGCCACAUUUGACAUCGUCAGGCAGAAGUUUGGCGCUGGAGCCGUGCACACCAGCCUGCACGAUCGCCUGGCCGGAGUCCUCCUGGUGGCAACAGCGCUCAGUGGAGAGAGCCCAGACACUGCGAUGCGGCUGGAGCAGAAGGGCCUGGCGGCCAGCUGGUCGGGACUGCGCUUUGCAUACGCAGCCGGCGGCGACGGCGAGUCGGACCUGCGCCUGGACCUGCGCAACUUUGCCGCGUUUGUGCGGGAUCCGGCCGCGCUCGUCACCUGCCUUCUCCUGCCGCACAGCUGUGCCGUCCGCCUGGAGAUGCAGAUUCCGCACACCUCCGAAACACCGCCAGGUGGAGAGGAAGCGCAGCCGAGCGGGCGCGCGGAGCAGAGCAAGGCGCAGCUGUCCGCUGCGCUGGCCGAGAAAGACCGGGCCAAGCGCGCGGCUGAGCGCGUGCAGCACAGCAAGGAGGAGGGCGCGGCCGUCAUCAUUCAGCGCGCGUUCAGGCAGUGGCGCUGGCGGCGGCGGAAGCGCAAGUCCAGCAAGGCGGAGGAGGAGUGGAUGCAGUCGACCGGGGCGGAGGUGCUGCGGCGGCUGGGGCGGCCACCGCUGAAGAUGCCCACCUCGACCGAGGACAGCCUGAUCGAUGAGCUUGUCAUGAAGGUGGCCUCCCCACGCACCAAGGACCUGCUCCAGGACUACGCCGAGCAGUACAAGGCUGAUGACAAGGCGCGGGUUGUGGCGGUGAAUCAUGCGCCCACGAGUGUGCGGCUGCGCGCGAAGCUGGGCUCGCUGACUCUGCGCGCUGCCUUCUCGCACAUCCCCCUCCUGCACUCUGCGCAGUGGAUGCUGCAGUCCGUCUGCCUCGCAGCGGACGCCACCAACGGCGACCUGGCCGCUGCCACCGCCGCUGUUGGCCAGGAGGUGGGCUUCCGGCCGAGCCAGCUGCGCGUGGACGCGGCGGUGCGCGCGGUGUCACUGGUGCUGUGCAACGACAAGCUGAGCACAUACGGCGCCCCGGACGUGCUGCAGGUGGGGCGGGUGAUGAUGCGCCUGUGGGCGUCCUUCCUGAACAACAGCAGCAGCCGCUGGGAGCCCAUCUGGGAGAACUGGCCUCUGCAGCUGGAUCUGGUGGACAACGUCUCGCCCAUCUACCGCUCUGACUUCAGCAGGCGGGUGUGGGUGGGCUCAGAGGAGCAUUUGAACGUGCAGUUUAACCCAGCCGCGCUGCUGAGUCUGGGCGACGCGCGCACCUUUCUUGAGGCGCUCUCCGACGUUGAACCUCGCUCCCCCGUCGUUCCCAGAGGCGGCCCGACGCCGUCCACGGUGUCGACGACGAGCCGGCUGGCGCAGCUGGACGCGGCGCCGCAGAUGGCGGAGCAGAUGGCGCAGCGCGGAUCCAUCACCAGCCGCGUGCCCCAGAAGUACCUGAUCCAGAACCAGUCCGGCCUCACCGUCUUCUACUGGGCCGACCCCGGAGAGGGCGUCCAGCGGACGUUCAGCCUGGAGAGCGGGGCAAGCGAGACGCUCAAGGUGGCGCCGACGCGCAAGGUGCUGAAUGUGAGCACCUUCUCCAAGGGCGGGUCCAUCGAGAAGGUCGGCAACGUUAUCAACCUCUACUUCGAGGGCAAUUGGAUGCCCAUCAAGGACGUGGCGGUGAGCGUGGUGGGCAAGUACCGCUACUUCAUGCACUCACCGGCGGAGCACGACAGCGUGCCGGUCAUCGUGGAUAUCAUCCUGGUGGGCCGCACCAAGAUCAUCACUCUUCACUCCUCCAUCUGGCUCGACAACCGAACUGACCGCCGAGUGGCCUUCCGUCUGCAUGUUCCCAUCACGCCCCUGGUCGCUCCCGUGGCCGAGGCGCCCGGCACCUCUUCUUCUGCCGAUUUCAAGACUGCCGCCGCCAUCGGGCCGCUCUGCCCCGGCGAAGGGGUUUACCUGCCGCUGACGGCGGUGCUGGGGGGGCUGCUCUUUGUGCAGCCGGAGGGGUAUGAGGAGGCCAGGCGCGACGUCAUCCGGCUGAGCGCUGACGUGGACGCGCUGGUGGCGCAGCAGGGCUACAUCACCUGCGAUCCCCUGGACCCCCUGGAGGGGGGGCCCAUGGAGCCCCACCCGCUCCACUGCAGCCUCCUCGUCAUCCCCGCCCAGGUGAACUCGGAGUUCCAGGCGUUCAAGCACAUAAAGAUCACAGGGCCGGGGGAAAUGGCGCGCGCGACCAAGUCGCUCGAGGCCACCCUGGCACUGCAGCCGACGCUCAUCCUCACCAACUCCCUCCCCUGCUCCCUAGACGUCGUCGUCUGGCAGGUGGCACCCUUCAGGAAGCUGCGGAGGCAGAGCUCCCAGGGGCGCACCAAGAAGCUCGCCAACUACCUGAAGUAUGACAUGCGCCAGAUGCACGUCGCCUUCACCGGGACCGUGCCGCUGACUGCUGACGAUGAGGAGGAGCUUGCACAUGCACGCAUGGGAGAGGAGGGGAACGCCCCUGCCUCCGACGAGGAGGCAGAGCAGGCGGCCGGCCGCAACGGCGUGGAUGGGCGCGACCGCGGGCAGUACAUCACCGUGUCCCUCAAGCCGGGCGUUGCGCAGAAUGUGUACGCGAACAUGGAGGGCAACGUGCUGGUGCACGUGUCGGCGCCGGCGCUGGGGCUGUCAUCGGCGCACUGGGCGGUGGUCAGCUGGGGCCAGUCUCAGCUGACGCGCGAGAGCGUCUAUGACGCCAAGUACAUCUACCGGCUGCCCAAGGAGAUUGUGCUGCAGCAAGCGCACCUGCCUGACACAGCACGGCCCCCCAAAGCCAGCACGGUGGCGCGCUUCACAGCUGCUCUGAAGCUCGCCGGCCGCCGCUUCCGCGCCGACGUCGCCCGGCAAGGGGCCAAAUUCGGCAAGGUCGCCGCGGCCGCUGGCAAGCAGUCCAACAUCCUCAAGCUGCAGGGGAGCGAGCGGCGCACGAGCGGCGUUCUGGGCAUCCGCCUUGUGUUCACCAUGUGGAGUGGGGGAGGCGCGAGCGUUUCAGGGCCCAGGAGGCCGCAACCUCUGGAGGUGCACCAUCAGCGCGGCGGGUCGGGCUUCAUCGGCCCGGCCAGCCCCACCAGCCCCUUCGACAACGCCGAGUCGUUGCAUGACCGCCUGCCGACGCUGGCUGAGGGCGGCGGCUGCGGGCAGCUCACCUCUGAAGACAUAGAGGCAGCUGUCGACGAGGGAACGCCACUGCUGGCUGCCGGCGAGCAGCAGACGGCCUUCAGCGGCAGCCGGCCGGAGCUACCGCCGGUGCGCGAGGGGUACGGCGCAGCAGCUUCAAGGAAGCUUCCUGAGCCGCUGGACGCUGCACACCUUCCAAGCAGUUCCUCGGGCGCAGCGCAGAUCCCUGAGGCAGACCUCAUCGCGCUCAACUCGCCGCAGGAGUCUGUCAGCUCGCCGCAGGAGUCCUUUAUCGUGAAGAGCCGCUCGGCUGAGAGCCUGACCGGUCCCUCCUAUGCCGAGAAGGGCAAGGCGAAGGUGGCCUCAGCCUUCAUAGGGCUGCAGGGCGGCUGGUUGAAUGAGCCGGGUGCGCUGGCAACGGACGGUGAAAAGGCUGCAGCGGAUCUGGAUCUGCUACAGCGGACCUUCGCCGCAUGGCGGUCUGUGUCGGCCGCGCAGCAUGCACGGCGCGUUCGCGGCAACCCCGGCGAGGUCCCCCCUCAUGAGAGGCGGAAUGCGCCGCCACAGGUGUUCCUGGGCAUCGACAACAGCCGUGCGCGCGGCCGGCCGGAGCAGCCGCUGGCGAAGCUCACCUUCUUUGCGAGCUACUGGAUAGACAACCGCACCGGCAUGGACCUUGUGUUUCAGGACCACGCUGCCGCCGCGCCCAACCCCCUGCUGCUGGGGGCGCGCAUGCCCGGUGCCUUCGCGCAGGUCCUUGUGCCAGCUCUGCCGAGCCAGGAGCUGUCAGCGGCGUCGAAGGAGGUUUGGGACGUGCAGUCCGCCGAUGAGAUACUGGUCAGCCCAGUGUUGCUCAACAGCCAGGAGACGACCCGGUUUUGCCUGGCCAAGGGCCCACGCACGCGCUUCUCUCAGACCAUCCACGUCAACACUGUGGGAUCUAAGGGCAGCGUGAAGAUCCGCGACGCUGCCGUGGUGCCGCCGGCCGCCGUCCUGCGGGGCAUGCUGCGCGUGAGCGACAGUCUUCCUCGGGGCAUCUCACGUGCCAGCAUCGCCCGCGGCGGCAUGGGCCGCCUGAGCUCCCUCCGCCGCCCCUCUGUGGCGCCUGCGGCCAGCACUACCGCGGCUGAGUCAUCACCGGCGAAGCAGAUGGUUGCCCUGGAGCUUGCCGCGCAGCCUGACCGCCAGGUUGCUGGCGAGGCGGAUGCAGAGAGGCCGGUCAAGGUCUUCCUGGAUGUGGAAUUCCCGGCCGCUGCCCUCUCCCCCAAGGGGUUGCCUCCCACUCGUUAUGCGCUGUCUGGGCAGCUGGACAGUGCAGGCCAGGCAGCAUCGCUGAACGCCGUCCAGAGGCGAACCUCCCUCACUGCCGAGCCAGACCUGACCACUGUUUCAGAGUCCAAGGCGGCUGUCAACAACACGCGGCGUGCAUGGACGGUGCAUAGGGAGUAUGAGUUUGCUGUGGAGGUCACAGCGGGGCCGCCCAACUCCGUCUUCCGCCACACCAAGGUGGUGACGGUGAAGAGCCGCUUCAUCGCGGACAACCAGACGGACAUGAUCAUUGAGAUCAAGCAGAAGGGCACCCCGGAUCUGGACGACGGGCCCCUAGACCACCGCUGCGCGCGCCGACUGAAGCCGCGCGAAAGGGCAGCGAUCCACUGGGACGAUGCGGAUUUACCCAAGGAGGUGGUCAUGCGGCCGGCCAGCCACGGCGCCAACCAGUGGCACUGGAGUGGCAGCUUCCGCCUCAGCACCAGGGAGGAGUACUUUGGGCUACGCGUGAGGCACAAGAUCAACCGGGAUCGCGCUAUCAACGUUCCCGUCAACUGCACUGUAGGCCCGUCAGGAACGGUGCUGGUGACCUUCAAGAGCCACACGAUGAGCGUGCCCCCGUACCGGAUCGAGAAUCAGUGCAGCGACGUGCACAUCUACCUCGUGCAGGCCUGUCUGGCCGGCGAGCGGCCUGGACGCUGGAUCUGGCUGCCUCCGCGCCUGUCCGGCUCCUCCCUCGCCUACGCCUGGGACGAGCCCAAUGAGGAGCACCGUCUCCGAGCGCGCGUGGCUGGCAAGACUGGGACGCUGGUGCUGGCAGAGUACUCGCUGGACCGCCUCGGGGUCAAGCCAGUGCUGCGCCUGCCCACGGCCAAGCGGGGCAGCGCCGACCACCUGGCCAACUCAAACGUGCCCAGCGACCUCCAGGAGAAGGUCGCCUCGCUGCUGGCCUCCGAGUCCUCGCGCAAGGUGUAUAUUACGGUGUUUGCUGACGGCCCGACGCGCGUGCUGCGCUUUGCGGACGUGCAGAAUGUGGGCGCGGAGGAGGCGCAGCAGAGCAUUCUCGACUUGGCCGCUCGCCUCAAGCAGGUUGAGGAGGAGCUGUGGCGGGUGAAUGCGCGAUUCAGCGCGCUGCAUGGAGCUUCCGGCAUCCGCGAGCUUGACCUGUACGGCCGCGCACCCACUUCUGGGGACAGCCAGCAGCAGGCCAAGCUGGAUGCCGUCACAGCGCUGCCAUCAUCGGCUGGUGGCAGCGCGUCCCCACCGGUGCGGCUGAAGAUAGCUGGCCCUGCAGCAACCCCUCCAGCCAGCACAGCCUCGGGGAUGCUGCAGCUCGUUCCAGAGCAUGGAGCGCUAGAGUGCCAGCCUGGCAGUGCUGGGAGGGGUGUGCCAGACAGUAUGCCAGCUGGGCAGCUCCUGGACACCGGCCCCUCCACAAUGGCUGAGGCAGGUUCCUGCGCCAGUUCAGAGAGCGGCAGGUCGGUGGCAGAGGAGGAGAUAGUGGUGCCGCCGUCGCGCAUGGCUAUUCUGGAGGCGUCGGCGCUGGAGAGCCGCACGCGCCGGGGGGGUGGCGGCGACCUGGGCCACCUGCUGCCCAUGAGCGCCACCUCUCGCAACGUGCAGGGCAGCCAGCUCAUGCGAAGCGCCGCCGAGGGCGACUCCGCACUGCUGCUGGGCGGCGACCUGAUUGUGACCGUCUUCCAGGCGGAGCAGCUGCAGGGGCAACAGCGGCUGACGCACCCUUUUGCGCGCGUGCGCGUGGGGGACCAGUCACAGCUCACCACCGUCCAGUGGCAGAGCCUCAGCCCGACCUGGGAAGAGGCGCUGUUCUUCAGGGAUAUCUGCGCGGCCAGCGAGCUAGUGGUGGAGGCCUGGGAUGUUGGCGGCUCGCGAAGUAGCGAGCAGCUGCAGCGGCUGACGGUGGACCCAGUGAAAGUCAUCGCCAACUCGCGCUUCCUGGGCCGCGUGGAGGUUCCCCUGUCGGAGACGCUGCGCCUGCGACGAGGCAGCAAGCACUGGUACACGCUCAUGCGGCGGGACGCGGGUGACGCGGUGUCGGGGCGGCUGCAGCUGGGCUUCAACUGGGACGUCACUGCGCGGUCGCUGCUCAGCCUCAAGCUGGCCGCCCUGGAGAACGUGCUCUCGCAGCGCCAGGAGAUCCUGUGCGCGCUCAAUCCUGUCCCUGCCUCCACUGCCCAGCGCUGGACGCGCGACGCCCACAAGGCCCACGACGCGGCUGCCCAGGGCGGCCUGCGCAAGGUGAAGAGCGCGGAGAAGCUGCUGGACGAUGUGCUGUCCUGGCACUCGCUGGACGAGCAGAAGUCGACCCUGGUCGUCACUGUGCUGGAGGCCCGCGGCAUGCAGCCCCGCAAAGGCGUGGUGGUGGCAUUUCAGGCAAACCAGCUGCCCAAUCCGCUGGUGGAGGUGGAUGUGGCGGGUCACCCCGUGUACCAGGCGGCAACGAAGCAGACGCUGAAGCCGCACUUCCAGACGGCGGAGCCGGGGCGGUUCCAACGGCUGGCGGCUGACGCGAUGCUGACUGUGCGCCUGUUCGAUGACAAGGCGGGCCGCAAGAAGCACCUGCUCGGCGAGGCGCAGCUCUGUUGCACCCACCUCCAGGGAGUGGACCCCAUCUAUGUGUGGCUGCCCCUGACGGCUGCCAAGACCAGCCUCCCCUGGCACUCGCGCCACAGCGGCGCCCACUUCAUCGAGCCAGCCGCAGGCGUGCCUGAACUGCAGGUGCACUUGCGGCUGCAGUGGGUGCGGCAGGUGGAGCGCGGCCGCAUCAUGCACCUGGACGUCAACUUGGAAGGCCUGGGCUUCAGCGUGGUCGGGGGCUUGCAGGACGAGCUGUUCAACAUGACGCUGGACCAGCUGCGCGUGAAGGCCGAGCGCACGCGCGCAGAGGCCAAGCUGGACGGCAGCAUCCAGCGCAUCCAGCUCGACAACCAGAUGCUGGAUGCGACGCAGCCUGUGGUGCUCGCGCCGGCGUCGGCAGCGCACGCCCACGCGGAGGCGGGGAAGGCCGGCGGCCCGACGCCCAUCAUGCGCUUUGGAGUUGUGCGUAGCUUCGCCAACAGCCUGGUCUCCAGCGCGGUCGAGAGCGGCUCCGCGCCGGCGUCGCCCAUGGCCGGCCCCAGCGUGCUGCGCAAGGAGGGCGACAUCCUCUCCUUCCGCUCCCUCUACCUGGACGUGGGCGAGAUCGACGUGCAGACAGACGAUGGCUUCUUGGAGGCUUUCCUCACGUUCAUCGUAGCGCUUCCCUUGGCAGACAUAUGGCAGGACGUGGCAUGGCGGGAGCAGCAGCGGCGGCUGCUGACGGCGCAGUUCGGUCCGCGCGAGGUGGAAUCACUCGCCAUGAAUGCGGUGCUGCCGCUGGACACCGAGGACGGCUUCACAGGGACACCCCUGCGCUGGGUGCAAGAGCGAGAGCUCAAGGAGCUGGCGGUGCUGCGGGGCCAGAGCGCGCACUCCUCCUGGUUCUUCAUAGAGAGUGCGCGUAUCGGCGACAUCAACGCCAACGUCACCAUCGCUCUCACCUCAUCCAUCCUGGCCGCCCGCCACGGCGCCACCGCCCCAGAGCCAGCCUCCGGCCUGCGGCUGAUUGGAGCAUCGGGGUUUCAGUUGAUCAAUAUCAACAACGUUCCCCUCCUGCUCCGCGGGUGGUCGGUGGACACGCGCCUGAUUGGCCGCAAGGCCCUCACCAACAGCCUCAUGAGGCACUACAUUGCGCAGGCCAUCUCGGAGGCCCACAAGGCAAGCACCCUUGUGCUGGGGGGAGCAGGGCCGGCGAUUGCGGCGGUCCCCCUGACGGUGGUUUGGGCCGGGGGGUCCUUUGUGACGCUGGCGACCGGCCUCGGCGCGGGCAAGGUGGGGCCCGUCGGUGCAGUGCAGCGCGUCGGCUACGUCUUCUUCAUGAGCGUCGCCCAGGUGGUGGGCAGCUUCUCGCGCGUGGGCCUGUCGCUGUUCACAUACGUGCCGCCCAACCAGACUGGCACCUUCAGCGACACCGGCGCGCUCAACCGCGCGGUGCAACGGCCGGCCAACGCGUUUGACGCCUUCCGCCGCGCUGUGGAGGAGGGCUGCUCCGGCCUCUGGUCCGGCGUCUCCGGCGUCGUCAUGGACCCCACACAGGGGUUCCACAGUGGAGGGCUGCCGGUGGCGCUGCUGGGGGUGGCCAAGGGCUUGGCAGGGCUGGCAGUGCGGCCCACGAUGGGACUGCUGGAGAUGACCAGCAAGGGGACGUAUGGCAUGGGGCUGGUGUGCCUGGGGCGCGAGGCCAUCUCCGGUAGCACGCUGCGUCGCGCGGUGGAGAGUGCGAAGGACCCGGAGGUUCGCGCGCGCAACCAGCGGCUCAUCCAGUCCUGGCAGGCCGCGCUGCCCACCCUCUUCCCUGCCAUCAAGGCUGGGCGGGUGCUGGACGUAAUGCAGGCAGGGGAGAAGCGUGUAGUUUUGGUGACUGACAAGGAUGUGGCGCUGCUGCGGAUGCGGAUUGUGUCGCUGCGGUCGACUUACCGGCCCAUGUGGUUUGUGCGGCUUUCAAGCAUCCAGACAGUGCGAGGUGACAGCGAGCGGCUGCGCAUCGUGAUUGACUACCUGCACCAGGUGGACACGCACUGCCUGGGCGCGUGGACGGUGCCCGGGCGCAAGCGCAUUCCCUGUUCCAGCCGCGACGUGCUCGAGCGGCUGGCGCUGAAAAUCAACUACAACAUCCGCACAGUGUCCCAGGGCGCGCCGCCGCUGCCGGACACGGAUUUUGCGCGGUUUGCAGCGCGGGAACUGAGCAUAUUUGGCUGAGCUGCUUGAUGGAAGACUGGAUCCAGUUAGAACGAUACCAUCAUUUUUGAAGGAGCUACCCAUAGGAACUCCCAGAGGCGGUUGCAAAACACCGCGGUGGAACAGAAUCGGGUUAAUGCUUGGAGCCUGUUGAGUGCAGAUUGUGUGAACCUCUUCCAGAGACUUCGAAUGUUUUUUUUUUCGAAUGAAUUUGAACGGCAUGCUUUUGAUGGUCAUGGAACGUCCUGAUCCUUCAUAUAAAAGCGGUUUGCAGCGCGGGAACUGAGCAUAUUUGGCUGAGCUGGCUCGAUGGAAGAUUGGAUCCAGUCAGAAUGAUACGAUCAUUUUCAAGUAGCUACCUAUAGGAACUCCCAUAGGCGGUUGCAAAACACCGCGGUGGAAUAGGAUCGGGUUCAUGCUUGGAGCCUAUUGAGCGCAGUUUGUGUGAACCUCUUCGAUAGACCUGGAAUAUUGUGUGAAUGCCAUGAUUUUGUUGGUCUCCGAACGUUUUGAUCCUUCAUAUGAAACACCUGUCUGGAAAGUUGCAGGCUCAGUCUGUGGGGCUCUGUCAGGAAGCCGCCCUCAGGCUGCAAUUGCAUUGCCCUUGCUUUCGUUGGCUUUGUAUUCUUGGCAAUCACCAUUAUGGAUCUUACAUGUGCAGUAAGAGAUGCUGUCACAGUCUCAUAUAACGGUUGUAUGAGACUCAAGACUUCUGCUGACAAAAAUUUUACUCAGCCUGCGUUGAUUCCGAGUAUUUCCUGGUCUUAAGAGUACUUCCUGGUC
Messenger RNA from Coccomyxa subellipsoidea C-169, 17073 nucleotides. RefSeq lists its product as hypothetical. Bases 1 to 16311 code for a protein of 5436 amino acids. Gene Ontology annotation, biological process: protein retention in Golgi apparatus; protein targeting to vacuole. Gene Ontology annotation, cellular component: extrinsic component of membrane. Gene Ontology annotation, molecular function: protein binding. The record is from RefSeq and is a predicted model, not a curated record. NCBI's taxonomy places the organism in Eukaryota, Viridiplantae, Chlorophyta, Trebouxiophyceae, Coccomyxaceae. The transcript has 92 exons.